This is a messenger RNA of Sinocyclocheilus grahami, 761 nucleotides long. Its product is annotated as LIM zinc-binding domain-containing Nebulette-like. The record is from RefSeq and is a predicted model, not a curated record. The transcript is spliced from 5 exons. Gene Ontology annotation, cellular component: focal adhesion. Lineage: Eukaryota; Metazoa; Chordata; Actinopteri; Cypriniformes; Cyprinidae. Gene Ontology annotation, molecular function: actin filament binding. The coding region runs from base 204 to 761 and encodes 185 amino acids.
GUGUUCGCUAGUGAGGGGCUGUUCACUUGUGUUCGCUAGUGAGGGGCUGUUCACUUGUUUUCGCUAGUGAGGGGCUGCUCACUUGUGUUCGCUAGUGAGGGGCUGCUCACUUGUGUUCGCUAGUGAGGGGCUGUUCACUUGUGUUCUCUAGUGAGGGGCUGGAGCUUGUGUUCGCUAGUGAGGGGCUGAAAACUGCUGCGAGGAUGAAUGCUCCGUGCUCGCGCUGCGGGAAAACCGUCUAUCCCACGGAGAAGAUCAGCUGCCUCGACAAGAACUGGCACAAAGGCUGUUUCCACUGUGAAGUGUGUAAGAUGACGCUCAACAUGAAGAACUACAAAGGCUACGACAAGAAACCCUACUGUAACGCUCACUAUCCGAAGACGUCGUUCACUAUCGUGACGGACACGCCGGAGAACCUGCGUCUGAAGCAGCAGAGUGAGCUACAGAGUCAGGUGAGAUAUAAGCGAGACUUUGAGGAGAGCAAAGGCCGAGGCUUCAGUAUCGUCACAGACACACCGGAGCUGCAGAGACUCAGAAGAACACAGGAGCACAUCAGUAACGCGAAGUAUCACGAGGAGUUCGAGCGCUCGCGGGGUCGGGGCGCCACACACACCCUCGAUGAGCAGCACAUGGCAUGUCUCCAUGGAGACCAGCUGAUGGGUGCCGGCGACGGUUACCAUGGCGUCCAGCCGCAGGUGGUUGAGAUGGACCACAGAUCAGCAGGAGCCGCUGGUCAGUCCAUCACAAAUACUCACAGUUAG